Molecule: messenger RNA, 522 nt
Organism: Cryptococcus wingfieldii CBS 7118
Lineage: Eukaryota; Fungi; Basidiomycota; Tremellomycetes; Tremellales; Cryptococcaceae
Product: F-type H+-transporting ATPase subunit D
Exons: 4
Coding region: 1-522 (173 amino acids)
Biological process (GO): proton motive force-driven ATP synthesis
Molecular function (GO): proton transmembrane transporter activity
Source: RefSeq, a predicted model, not a curated record
AUGGCCACCAAAUCCGCUGCCUCCGUCGUCGACUGGUCCAAGAUCUACACCGGUCUCGGCCUCGACAAGCACACCGUCACCGCCCUCCAAUCCUUCCGUGCCCGACACACCGCCGCCAUCAACAAGAAUUCGGCCCUUAAGAGCACCGUCCCCGAGCUCGACCUCGCCCAGUACAAGAGCGUGUUGAAGGACCAGCAGGCCGUCAACCUCGCCGAGAAGGUCUUGGGCGAGUUCAAGGCUGUCGACUAUGAUGUCAGCAAGUGGAACGGUGUUGUGGACGCUUUCGAGGGCAAGGCAGUCGCCGCCGCCAAGGAGACCGUCUCCAAGAUCUCCGCCGAGGAGUCUUCCCUCCAAGCCACCCUCUCCAACAUCAAGGACGCCCGACCUUUCGAGGACCUUACCGUUGACGAGGUCUCCAAGGCCAGGCCCGAAAUCGCCAAGGCUGUCGAGACUAUGGUUAAGAAGGGAAAGUGGACUGUCCCCGGUUACAGGGAGAAGUUUGGCGAUCUCUCUAUGAUGUAA